Messenger RNA from Westerdykella ornata, 964 nucleotides. RefSeq lists its product as uncharacterized. Gene Ontology annotation, molecular function: DNA-binding transcription factor activity; protein binding. The coding region runs from base 1 to 864 and encodes 287 amino acids. The record is from RefSeq and is a predicted model, not a curated record. The transcript is spliced from 3 exons. NCBI's taxonomy places the organism in Eukaryota, Fungi, Ascomycota, Dothideomycetes, Pleosporales, Sporormiaceae. Gene Ontology annotation, biological process: regulation of DNA-templated transcription.
AUGCAGGACGCAGAUCUUAUGAGGCCUGACGAAGAUUGGAGGAGAGUGGGAGACCCCUUGGAGCGAAGGAAGAUUCAAAAUCGCAUCGCGCAGCGCGCCUAUAGACGUAACAUGCGCGAAAGAGCGAAAAAGAUCGAAGAAUUAAAGGAACAACUUCGAACGUAUGAGGAGUUACGCCUACACAUUGCACAAGACGAAGAUUGCGCGUAUCAACAGAGCAACAGCCCAUCACUACUGCCGCACAACAAGCGGGGCAUUGGAGCCUGGUGUCCUCCACAGCAGCCUACUCCGCCAGUAGCACCAGGCGAGGAACGGUAUCCUGUGUCACUUCCAAACGACUCUCAGUUCAGCCGCGUGCAAGUGCAACAGCAACAGCAAAUCUGCCUAGCUCCAAUGGAACAGCAAUCCGCAACCAGCACAAGGCCAGCUACACGGCAGCAGAUGGAAGGUUGGGCGCCGGCCACGAGCCAAAGGACUGUUGCAGAGCCCGUAACCCCUGCACCAAGUCUCCCAAUGGAAGGUGGAAUUUCAAUCAAGUCGACUGGGAUACUGCCACUGAGUUCAGCCGAACUUUCUCCAACGACGUACGAUGAUUUUGCUUUUGACAUGGCUGAAUUGGUCAACAAAAGCCGACAAUCCACAUCUUUGCUACAUAUGGCGGUUGCGGGGAACCAUAUAGAUACCAUCAAAGUGUUGCUGCAGGACGAAAGGGUCAUAGUUGAUGAGAAAGACAGUGAGGGCUUCACACCUUUGCAGCGGGCUGUUAUGUACGGCAGAUCGGAUAUUGUUAAACUACUCCUUGAGCAUACUGAUCUACCUCUAGGCGCCGGUGGCGGAUUCGGGACGAAUUUUUCAGGAUCAUAAAAGUAGCUAGUCAGUAUAAAGAAGAACGAAUUACGAAGCUCUACAGGUACUGCAUCAUCUCGCGACGAAGAGCAAGUAUAUAGGGGCAAUUUGAUCUCAC